UUUGGGGUCCUUACACUAGAGGCUCGGCGCCAGUCCCCCGGCUGCUGUCGUAGCUAAAGCAGUAACGUGUAAAAAUCUGCGUAUUUUUAAUUAAAAUCUAACUUUUUGGGAACUUCGGAUCCUUCGUCGUCCAGCAAUGAAUCUAGAACUGCUCGAAUCGUUUGGGCAGAACUAUCCAGAGGAGGCAGAUGGCACCCUGGACUGUAUCAGUAUGGCCCUCACCUGCACCUUCAACCGCUGGGGCACCCUGCUUGCUGUGGGUUGCAAUGAUGGACGCAUUGUCAUUUGGGACUUUCUCACACGAGGCAUUGCAAAAAUCAUCAGCGCCCACAUCCAUCCAGUGUGCUCUUUAUGCUGGAGUCGAGAUGGCCACAAGCUAGUGAGUGCCUCCACAGACAAUAUCGUCUCACAGUGGGAUGUCCUGACUGGAGACUGUGACCAGAGAUUCCGUUUUCCCUCACCCAUCCUGAAACUGCAGUGCCACCCAAGAGACAUGGACAAGGUGCUGGUAUGUCCCAUGAAAUCAGCACCAGUCCUCCUGACUUUGUCAGACUCCAAACAUGUUGUCUUGCCUGUGGACGAUGACUCAGAUCUGAAUGUGGUGGCAGCCUUUGACAGACGGGGCGAAUACAUCUACACAGGCAAUGCCAAAGGAAAGAUUCUGGUGUUAAACACAAACACUCAGGAGCUUGUGGCAUCAUUCAGGGUGACCACUGGUACCAGUAACACCACUGCCAUCAAAUCCAUUGAAUUUGCACGCAAGGGCAGUUGCUUCCUCAUAAACACAGCAGACCGCAUCAUCAGAGUGUAUGACGGCAGGGAGAUACUGACAUGUGGCCGAGACGGUGAGCCUGAACCCAUGCAGAAACUACAGGAUUUGGUCAACAGGACUCCAUGGAAACGCUGCUGUUUCUCUGGUGAUGGCGAGUACAUUGUGGCAGGCUCAGCCAAGCAGCACGCCCUCUACAUCUGGGAGAAGAGCAUUGGCAACUUGGUAAAGAUCCUUCAUGGCACCAGAGGAGAGCUACUACUGGAUGUUGCUUGGCAUCCUGUCCGUCCAAUCAUCGCCUCCAUCUCUAGUGGAGUGGUGUCUAUCUGGGCUCAGAACCAAGUGGAAAACUGGAGCGCGUUUGCCCCAGACUUCAAAGAACUGGACGAGAAUGUGGAGUACGAGGAGCGAGAGUCCGAAUUCGACAUUGAGGAUGAAGAUAAGAGUGAACCUGAGCAGACAGGUGCGGAUGCUGCAGAGGAUGAAGAGGUGGAUGUGACCACCGUUGACCCCAUAGUUGCUUUUUGCAGCAGCGAUGAGGAGCUGGAAGACUAUAAGGCACUGUUGUACCUGCCCAUUGCCCCCGAAGUUGAGGAUCCAGAGGAAAACCCCUAUGGCCCCCCACCAGACUCCUCAGUCCAGCCUUCUGCCACAGAGGAUGCAAUAGCUGGCGGUGACAAGAAGCAGCGGCAACCUUCAUCUGAAGGAGGUCCAGCCAAAAAGAAAGCCCGCACCACCACCAUUGAACUGCAGGGGGUUCCCAGUGAUGAGGUACACCCCCUAUUGGGUGUGAAAGGGGAUGGCAAGUCUAAGAAGAAGACAGCAGGUCGGCCCAAAGGUUCCAAAGGUAAAGACAAAGACUUCCCCUUCAGGCCCAAGCCUUACAGAGGCGAACGGCCCUCCUUCCCCAUGGAAGCCUUGGGCAACUCUGGCCCGGGCGUUGGAGGAGGAGGAGGAGGAGGAGGAGGAGGAGGAGGAGGAUUAGGGAUGAAGGGCAGGGCAGAGGGGGGCCUGGCCACAGGGAGUCUCAUCUCACAGUCAUACAAACAGCAUGACAUUGGAGGAAUGGACUGAUUACUGCUGGUGGAGGAGCACCAACAGGCUCUGACAAAAAGACAUUAUUCCUGAUGUCAUGUACAGACUGAGAGAAAGGUGUUUGGUGUACACAGACUAUUUCCUCUCACAACCAGAACACUGGGUUGCAGGGAAACUCCCCUGCCUGGAUCACACACAGAGCGUGAAGCAGCUGAAUCAUCACAGUAGAUAUCACAUGUCCUCUGUCUCAGUCGAAAUGAUCAUGUAUAGUAUGCCUGUGUCCUGAUAGUGUGUAUGGGGGUGUGUUGCUUUUCAUUUUGUUUUUAUACGUAUUAAAACAUUGUGCUUUAUAAAUAA
Solea solea (common sole) is the source of this 2161-nucleotide messenger RNA. It is a transcript of the gene rbbp5, whose product is annotated as retinoblastoma binding protein 5. The record is from RefSeq and is a predicted model, not a curated record. The transcript has 14 exons. Bases 137 to 1843 code for a protein of 568 amino acids. NCBI's taxonomy places the organism in Eukaryota, Metazoa, Chordata, Actinopteri, Pleuronectiformes, Soleidae. Gene Ontology annotation, cellular component: Set1C/COMPASS complex. Gene Ontology annotation, molecular function: protein binding.